This is a messenger RNA of Centropristis striata (black sea bass), 1894 nucleotides long. It is a transcript of the gene mrps7, whose product is annotated as mitochondrial ribosomal protein S7. Gene Ontology annotation, biological process: ribosomal small subunit assembly; translation. Gene Ontology annotation, molecular function: structural constituent of ribosome; mRNA binding; rRNA binding. NCBI's taxonomy places the organism in Eukaryota, Metazoa, Chordata, Actinopteri, Perciformes, Serranidae. The coding region runs from base 25 to 714 and encodes 229 amino acids. Gene Ontology annotation, cellular component: ribosome. The record is from RefSeq and is a predicted model, not a curated record. The transcript has 5 exons.
CCUACUGACACUCACGUUUCCAAGAUGGCUGCUUCCCUCUCAGGAUUAUUAAAACCUUGGACACCAAGUGUGUUCCUGGUUCGGUGGAGCAGAUACAACCCGUACUACCUGGAGCCAGAGUACAGGAAGGAGGCCUACGAAACCCCAAAGGAAAAGCUGAGUGCUAAGGAGAAGGAGGAGCAGGAGCUCAAGGCGAUCCGACCGAUCAAAGCAGCAACCAACGGAGUCAGCAGCUCCGUCUUCGACGACCCAGUCAUCAAUAAAUUCACCAACAUGCUACUGAAAGGUGGAGACAAGAUUAUAGCCAGAAGGAUCAUAACACAGACGCUGGAGACCAUAAAGAGGAGGCAGGUGGAGAAAUACCACAAAACUCCAGAAGGGAAAAGGGAAGAGAUCGAGUGUAACCCCUACGCCAUUUUUCACCAGGCUCUGGACAACUGUAAGCCCGUGGUCGGGCUGGCCACCAUACAGAAAGGUGGAAAGAACUACCAGGUGCCCAUCCCUCUCACGGACAACCGCCGCCGCUUCCUCGCCAUGAAGUGGAUGAUCACAGAGUGCAGAGACAACAGACACCGACGCACGCUCAUGUACGAAAAACUCACCCAGGAACUGAUGGCAGCGUCUGAGAAGGAGGGAAACGUCAUAAAGAAGAAGUUAGAGAUGCACAAGAUGGCCGAAUCCAACAGAGCCUUCGCUCACUUCCGCUGGUGGUAGAAAGGAAGAAAGAAACGCCAGAAAUCGGGACUGAAAUCUAAGUGUUUCAGAGACUGGAUGGACGUGGGGAAGAUUAAAGGAACACUCCACCGUUUUUUCAUAUUAAAACAUGUUAUUCGGUCAAGUAAGACGAGUUGAUACAGACCUCUUGCGUCUCAAUGCGUGCACUCAAUCGCCCUGGCGCGCGGAGCUACUUGGCUAGCACUUAGCUUAGCCCAGUUCAUUCAUUAGGAUCCAAACAGAUGGACAGUUAGAAGCGACCAAACUCCUCCACGUUUUCCCUAUUUAAAUACAGCUACACGAGUAGUUAAACGACCAAGUAUGGCGACACAAAAUAAAACGUGGCGCUUUUCUAAGCGGAUAAAAAGGAUAACUAUAAUGUAUGGCGGAAUAGCACUUGGGAGCACUUCGACUCGGCGCAGUAAUAUCAUCACUCCUGAGGGGAGAAGAUUUUUCAGGAGUGAUGAACUGUGAUGAACUGAAUGAACUGGGCUAAGCUAAGUGCUAGCCAAGUGGCGCCGCGCGCCAGGGCGAUUGAGUGCACGCAUUGAGACGCAAGAGGUCUGUAUCAACUCGUCUUACUUGACCGAAUAACAUGUUUUAAUAUGAAAAAACGGUGGAGUGUUCCUUUAAGGGACAUUUUGUUGCUCAGACCUGAAAACCCUUUUGUUGGGAGGACGACGCUGUAAAAAAAAAAAAGCUGUAGAACAACAGUGAAAUAUGGACUUCUGACACUUUUUUGUAUUGAAAAAUGUAAUUGUGUUGUGCUCAGUUAAUUAUCACACAGUAAACACACACUUAAGGAAAAACUUCCAAUGUUUAUUACAAGUAACCUGCAAUAAAUGUACAACCCAAAAUUGGAAUUGAGUGAUGUAAAAAUGUUGCAACCAUGUAAUAAAAUGUAUAAUAAAGAAGAUACUGCAGUCACAGUAAAGUGUCCCAGUCACUAAGGGACUUUGAGUGUCUACAGCGUUCAAAUUUAGUUGUUCCUAGUUUAUUUAACUCUUUAGUUUAUGUUUAACUUGGUCUGGAGUUAAAGCUAAAGCUUAUACAGAGAACUGCAACUAGAAAUAUGAUACAACAUAAGUCCUGACCCUUGCUGGGCUUCUAAUUCAAUCAUUUUUUAACACUGAAUGAUUUUUUUCCCUCCUCUGAAUCAACCAGAGGUUGAUUUGUAUGG